Molecule: messenger RNA, 2106 nt
Organism: Miscanthus lutarioriparius
Lineage: Eukaryota; Viridiplantae; Streptophyta; Magnoliopsida; Poales; Poaceae
Source: the annotation of a GenBank genome assembly
AUGGUGAGGGCCGCGCUCGCUCGGGUGAUUCCAGCCGUCUCCGGCCGACCUAGCAGCCACGCCGCCCUCGGCACGCGUCCUCCCAGGCCGCCGCGCCCGCCCGCCCCCGGUGAGGCCGCACCCGCCACCGCAUUUUCACAUCUUGCACAACAUCUUCAUUAUUCAGAAAAUGAGAACUAUGACAUAGUUUUACCGCAUUACACAACUGAAAAGAGCAGCAAAGAAUUUAAGGCCGAUGCUAUGGAGAUUAUAAAACUUAUCUUGGCCAAGUGCGGUGGAAUUCCUGGAGUUAUUGUUGGUAUUGCUGAAAUAAUAGGUGCAAACAUAAGAUCAUAUAUGGGUACCAAAUUUCUUGAGGUUCUAAAUGAUCAUUUUAUGGGCAACUUGGAGACCUAUAGUAAACGUCAUUGGGUGUUUGAGAAAACAAAACCUGAUAAUUUUAGGGGUCUACUUUCAUGGAUGCAGUCCUACUUUGAUGCUUGCUCGGAUUCACUCAAGCCAUGUAUCUUCUAUCUAUCCAUCUUCCCUAGGGGACACAACAUUAGGCGAAGGCGAUUGCUGAGAAGAUGGAUCGCAGAAUGCUACUCUAGAGACACAUCUCGUGGUACAUCAGAGGAGAAUGGGGAGAAGCUGAUCUCUGAACUCGUCGACUUGAGCAUAAUCCAGCACAAAACAAGCAAGGUCCUCUGCCAAGUAAAUGGUUUUUUCCAUGAAUACAUCAUCUCACGGCCACUGGAAGAUAACCUUGUCUUCGCACUGGAGAGGAAUUGCAGCCUGAACUCAGAACGUGCAGGGCAACAUCUCACCAUAAGGAGCAUCUGGGACAGGGACGACAUGACAGUGUUUACAAGCAUGGACUUGUCACGUCUACGGUCAUUGACAGUGUUUGGGAAGUGGAUGCCAUUCUUCAUCUCAACAGAUAUGAGACUGCUUCGGGUGCUAGAUUUGGAAGAUGCAUCUAGUAUAACAGUUGAUGACCUUGAGCAGAUUGGGAAGGUUCUCCCUCGCCUCAAGUUCCUUUCUCUACGAAGAUGUAAGAAUAUUUGGCGGCUGCCAGAAUCUUUGUGUGGCCUGAGCCAGCUGCAGACUCUAGAUGUCAGAUACACCUUCAUAGUCAUGCUGCCACCGGCUAUCGUCAGGCUAAAGAAGUUGCAAUAUGUCCGUGCUGGAAAUGCUAUAUCAUCGUCUGAUGAAUAUGAUGAGACUGUUGCAAGCUUACCAGCAGCAGGCGUAGACAGGACAGCCACACCACUGGAGGAUGGUGAUGAUGGCACGGCCGCAACCAUGCAUGCACAAACAGGUGAUGUUCAGACAUCAACACAUUCAACGAGCUGCAUGCCACGUAGUUCGGUAUCAAGCUGGUUGUCCAAGUUUUGCCGCACACGCCGACUUGAUAAUGGCGGUGUCAAGGUUCCUGCAGGGAUUGGGGAACUGGCGGCCUUACAUACUCUUGGUGUUGUAGAUGUCAAUGUGGCAGGUGGUAAGGCCAGCCUGAACGAGCUCAAGAAGUUUACACAGUUGAGAAAGCUUGGGGUGUGCGGUGUCAGUCGGGAAAACUGGCAUGACUUGUGUUCUGUCAUCUCAGGUCAUGCCCAUCUCGAGUCUUUGUCGGUUCAGGUCAAUAAUGAUAAGGAGGGUGUCUAUGCUCGCCUGGAUGACAUCACACAGGCACCAAUGACCCUGAAUAGCCUUAAGCUGUAUGGGCACGUACAGAUAUUGCCAAGCUGGAUCAUGCACCAUGAGAAUCUCAAAAAGGAUGGCGAACUACGUGUUGGUAAGCUGGAAGAUGGUUCCCGCGAGCGUCGUGAUUGGUCUGGGAAAGAGUUCAGAGUCCGGGUCCUCGAGAUUGAUUGCAGCUGCAGGUUGCACGUAACUUGUGGGCACUGGGUGAACAUGUAUGUUGAGCUGCUGAUUGUUCGCUGCUCUAGUGGGUCAUCUUUGGAGGUUUCUGGGCUACAGUAUCUAUUUGGUCUCAAUGAAGUGUGGCUUAGGGGUUCCUAUGGUGACGAACUCAAGGAAGACUUGCAGCGCCAAAUUGAUGAGAUGCCCGAGGAUACGAAGAAACCUGUACUGAAGCUCGAGGAAGCACAACGACAUUCAUCGUGA